CCCCUCCUUGAGUAUAUAAAUUACUACUGCGGGCUUCUUUUCGUAUAGACUUAAAGAAAUCAAGAAAAAGAAAUGGAAAAAAAUAUGUGUAAGUGGCUAAGAAAUUGGACCAAGAAAAUGGCCCUAGGAUUGCUUACAGAUGUCGCACAUAUGAAGUUUGUUUGGUUUCUGAACAUAUUCCACAUGCUACGAUUGUGUUACUUAGCAUGCCAGUGAGGUAGGGUCCAAAGUGCAGUGCCUGGUGAAAAGAGACACAUAAACACAUCUCUUUUUUGAACCACAUUUGGUCACCUUUAUUUGGGCCUUGGUGGAGCCUAAACCAUUCCUUUUCGUUCCUAUAAGAACACACCCUCCCUUCGCUUCUCUUUUCAUGCAAACCCAAAAGAAAGAAAAAAAGAAAAGCGUCAAUCAUUAUUCUUUCAAACUUCAAGAAUGAUCCAUCCAUCCAAUAGAGAGAACUACUGAGAGCAAAAAGGUUCACCGAACUACUCUUGAAGCCAACCAAUAAGAUUCUAGUAGAAAAAGAAAGCAAAUAAAUCCCACAAUUUUGAUAAGAAGAGAUGAAGAUGAAGAGUUCUACAACGGGAGGGUCUAAGAGGAGGUGUCCAUUCAAAGUAAAUGGAGGGUUCCUCAGGGAAGAAAGGGGCAGGCUUUACAUAAUAAGAAGAUGUAUUAUUAUGCUUCUCUGCUGGCAGGACUGAAACAAUAUAUAUAUAUAUAUAUGGAGAAAUUUGAAGAGAAUUCUCUACAGAUGCUACUAGGAUGUUAAUUAGCUACUAGUUUUAGAUUUUCUUUUAUCAUAUGUGUAUAGCAAAUAUAAGGAUCAUCUUUUGUUUUUUUUUUUUUCCUUCACUGCUCUCCUAGGCUUCUCCUACUGCUUGGUAUAACAACUCUUUCUUUGAAAUUAUGGUCAGAAUUUUACUUUAUGCUUGAAAACUUGAUUCAGUGCAUGAAUGAAUCCGAAUUUCUAAGUUUUAUCUUUGAUCCGUUUUCUUUUACUUGUUUCAUGGUUAGGAUGAUUUUAUUUCUUUCGACUCCUCAUAAUAGUUAUAGAGAUUUGCUUCUCAGCAUAAAUUUUCAACUUCUUGGCUGCCUGUGAAAGAAGGAACUCAACCUUUUUUUUGGGUCAAAAUCUUAUCAUCUUACACGUCUUGUCCAAUGAAUUAGGGGGAAAAAGAAGUAAUCAUAUCUUAUAUAUUCCGCAAUAGAGCACUGGGACUUGAGAUCAGAUGCAGGCUGGUAAUUACAUCAACUCAAAUAUUAUUCACUUAAGAAAUGCAAAUUGGAAACUUAACUGAUGUGUUACAGUUUUGUUUCAUUUCUUCUUUGAAAGAGGUUUCGACUUUCAUGCUUGAAUGAAGGGAAGCAAAAUCUAAUGCUAUUUCUUGUGUUAGUGGC
Durio zibethinus is the source of this 1398-nucleotide messenger RNA. The record is from RefSeq and is a predicted model, not a curated record. Lineage: Eukaryota; Viridiplantae; Streptophyta; Magnoliopsida; Malvales; Malvaceae.